This is a messenger RNA of Phragmites australis (common reed), 1047 nucleotides long. RefSeq lists its product as uncharacterized. NCBI's taxonomy places the organism in Eukaryota, Viridiplantae, Streptophyta, Magnoliopsida, Poales, Poaceae. Gene Ontology annotation, biological process: chaperone-mediated protein complex assembly; protein folding. Gene Ontology annotation, molecular function: protein-folding chaperone binding; Hsp90 protein binding. The coding region runs from base 140 to 859 and encodes 239 amino acids. The record is from RefSeq and is a predicted model, not a curated record. Gene Ontology annotation, cellular component: cytosol; nucleus. The transcript is spliced from 6 exons.
UCCACCCCCGUCCUCUCCUCUCAUUCCCUACUUCACGUGCCCUCCCCCCCACCUCCCCUCCCUUCCCACUCCGAAAUCUCACAAAACCCUCGCUCUCCGCCGCCGCCGCCGCCUGCAGCAGCCGCGAGCGAAGGACAGGAUGAGUCGUCACCCUGAACUUAAGUGGGCCCAGAGGAUUGACAAGGUUUACAUCACUGUACAAUUACCUGAUGCAAAGGAUGCUAAGGUCAAUUUGGAACCAGAUGGUGUCUUCACAUUCUCUGGCACUGCUGGAACUGGUGGGAACUUAUAUGAAUUGAAACUAGAUCUGAAUGACAAAGUAAAUGUUGAGGCUAGCAAAAUAAGUGUGGGGGUCAGGUCCAUAUUUUGUGUUGUAGAAAAAGCUGAGGCCAAAUGGUGGAAGAAGCUUGUUCGAGAUGAUCAAAAGGCACCUCACUUUGUGAAAGUUGAUUGGGACAAAUGGGUGGAUGAAGAUGAUGACGGUGCUGAUGUCAACUUGGAUGGGAUGGACUUUUCGAAUUUUGGUGGCAUGGGCGGUAUGGGCGGCAUGGGCGGUAUGGGCGGCAUGGGUGGUAUGGGCGGCAUGGGCGGUAUGGGCGGCAUGGGCGGUAUGGGCGGCAUGGGUGGUAUGGGUGGCAUGGGUGAUUUGGGUGGUAUGGGUGGUUUGGGCGGCCUGGGCGGUUUGGGCGGCCUGGGCGGUUUGGGUGGGAUGGGCGGCAUGGGUGGUAUGGGAAUGGACGAGUUCGAGGAUGAGAGUGAUGAUGAAGAAGUAUCGAAACCUCAAGCUGCAGAGAAGGCUGAUGAGGCCGAGAAGACCGAUGCAGCGGCAGCCAAGACUGAGGCAGCUCAGAGCAGUUAAGGGCUUUCCUACAUGGUACCUACCAGGUUGUAUCCUCAUGUUCUAUGGAUCUGCUGAAUCGGAGGACAACUUUUUACGUUGUGGUACUGGCCGGUCUCGGUGACCUGCCAUGAAACUAGCGUGCGUACUUUCGCUCAGCAUAUUAUGUAUUCUGAUAUUGUUUUCAAUGUUGCGUGAUGCUUCCUUCC